Molecule: messenger RNA, 966 nt
Organism: Gongylonema pulchrum
Lineage: Eukaryota; Metazoa; Nematoda; Chromadorea; Rhabditida; Gongylonematidae
Source: the annotation of a GenBank genome assembly
AUGGUGAAGUUGUUCGUGGGUGGAUUGCCGGAUGGUGUGGAUUCGAUGCGCCUUCGGCAGCUUUUUUCGCAGUUUGUGGUUGUCAACGAGUGCGAUGUGAUCAAGGACUACGCAUUUGUUUGCCGUCUGAUCUGCGCGUCUUCAGCAUUUUCCCGGCCACUCUCAGUGCCGCCGCUCAUAAAAUUGCUUCUUUCUGGCAGGUCAACAUCGAAGUUACGGAAGGAGCCUGGCAUGGACAAGCGUUGCUUUCGUUGUGGCGCAGUGGAUCACAAAACUCCACAGUGCCUGGUUGAUCCUGCAAAUGCGAACCUGAAACGCGCAGCCACUACGACUACAGCUGGUGCUGGACCGGAACAAAAGCGCUUUGCUAGCGAUGCAGUCGGUGGUUCGCCAUCGAAUACAGCGACGCUCGAUAGCAGUGGCACACUUGCUUAUCCAAACGGUGCUCGGACGGCAGCAGAUGCAGAUCCUGAACUGCCACGACCGCUAGACGCUGACCUAUUUCAACUGUACGAGCAGUACAUCGAGUCACGAACGAAGUAUUUCUAUUUUCGGGACCGGUUAUCGAAGGAAGUGAAAGCGCGAACUCGUUCAGCCCCUUCUAUAGCAGCGUCAGCAGUGGCCCAAGCUCCAUACACCACAAGCGUUAUGUACAGUACACCUCCGCCAUCCAGUCAGCACUAUACAAAGCAACAGUUCUGUCGAGCAUUGUUUUUUUUUUCUUUCGAUCACUUCUUUCAGUUACUGGUUAUUUCUCCUUUAACUCAGAAGACGAAUGUGGUGGGACAGAGCAGCACGGUAACGCCGGUCACAACAGCAUCCGCACCGACAACGUAUCAAACUUCGUCCACAUCGGGCGCACUACAUUUCUAUGCAAAUGCAGUUAGUACUGGUGCGACUGCUGCUGCUGCGGCCAGAGGAGGAAUUUAUUCCACAGUUGCACCACAGCCAACUCAUCUCUACUGA